UUGGAGAAGUGAGGCUGUAAUCAUUCGUUCAAAAAGUUUAAAGCUUAGAUUGUUGAUAUGUAAAUUUUCUAUAAAAGUUUGUGUUUUUUUAAUUAUGCUGUGAAAUGACAAAAAAAAUCAACUAAUUACAGCAUUGAAGGCAUAUCCGUUGUCGAGAAAACAAUGGCACAAUUACUCCGCGAAGUUAAGGUAGUGUUAGAUCGUGUAAAAAUCUACAGUUGCGACCAAUGUCCACUCGGAUUCCUCGACCAGACUGAUUGGUGUUUGCACCAAACAAAAUUCUCGCAUAUCAAAGAAAAAGAAGAAAACUUGUCUAACAAUAACAACAAGUACAUUAAAGUCCAUCAGUGUCCCGAUUGUAAUAAAAAAUUCGUUCAUGAGAGCACGUUGAAGGCGCACUCGUUCGUUCAUGAACCUAUCCCUUAUGUCUGUCACUGCGGCGUUGCAUACUACAAGAGUUGCGACCUGAAGGAUCACAAGAAACUCGUACAUUCCGACGAAAUGUCAAUUGAAAGUAUUGAAGAAGCCAUUGAACCUGUCAAAACGAAAACCUCCAAACCGAAAAUGAAAUCUGUGCAAAUCAAGAAAUUAAAAAAUAAAAAAAUUCGAGGAAGGAAUUCAAAGCCGGGUAGUCAAAAGAUAAAACAUAAUUUUGAUAAAAAACUAAACGACAAUCUAGUUUAUUCAUGUCCGAUUUGUAAUAAAACGUUUAAAAAUAAAGGGAAUGUUGUAAAACACAAAGUAACGCACUCCGAAGUGAAACCGUACGGGUGUGAACUGUGUGAUGCACGAUUCACGCAAAAAGGAUCCUUAAAUAUACAUAUGAAAAGGCACGCCGGUAUCAAAGAUGAGAAAUGUCAAUAUUGCGGCAAAGAAUUUCUUGGACGCCACGCGAGAAUCAAUCACGAAUAUACACACACGAAAGUCAAACCUUAUGAAUGUAAACAUUGCGGGAAGGCAUUCGCCGAUCGUUCGGCCACGAUACGCCACGAGCGGAUCCACACGCGCGAUAUGAAAUACAAAUGUGAAUAUUGCAGUAAGGGUUUCACGGACGCGAGCGGCGUCAUAAGACAUCGCCUUAUGCACAAAGGAAAGAAGGAUUUCGCCUGUCGAAUUUGUGAUAAAACAUUUUACACCACAACGGAUCUACGAAUCCAUCUUUUAUCGCAUACGGCAGUGAAAGAUUACCAGUGCGAUUAUUGCAAGAAUUAUUUCACGAAAAAAUGCAACCUCAUUAAUCACAUCAGAACAAUACAUUAUGGCCAAAAGUUGUAUCGAUGCACGGAAUGUUUUAAAAACUUUUCGGGAACCACCAACAUGAUUAAGCACAAAUGUCCGAAUUCGGUGAAUAAAAAUCUCAUAAAAUGCGAACUGUGCGGUCUGCGAACCAGAGACAUAAGUAAACACACAAAAAGCUUUCACACUAAAAACCACUUCUAUCUUUGUGAUAACUGUCCUAACCAAUAUACGUGGAAAUGGGACUUAAUACGCCACAUGCUUAAGCAACAUAUAAAGAUCAAAUGCAAAAAAUGCUUAAGCUAUUUCUCAAGCAAUUCCGAUCUGAAGAGACAUAAUCGUAUAGGAUGUUUCAAAUGCAAAAAAUGUGAUAAAAAUCUUGAAAGUGAGCAAACUUAUAAGUCUCAUAUAAAAAAACAUGCAAAAAAGGAGGAGUUUGCCAAAUACUCGUGCACUAAAUGUGAUUGUGCUUUUUCGCUACCCGCAUCGCUGACCAACCAUUACCGGCUAAAACAUCUCACCGACCCAGCUUAUUACGAAUGCGAUCAUUGCAAAAAAGUAUUUAAUACAAAAUUACUUUUAGUUUCGCACGUGAAGGACAGUCACAUGAACGCUUUGUACUGUGAUGUGUGUAAAAAGAAGUUUUAUUCGGAAACUGAAUUCAGGCAACACAAACGUAUAGUCUGUCAAUCUCCGGGGAAUUGGUUUUGCGAGAUUUGCGACAAAACGUUCUCCAGAAGGAAGGGCUUGUCGUCUCAUUUGUUGUUUCAUUCGUCAACAGCUUCAUACGAAUGCGACUAUUGCGGGAAGAAAUUUAAACUAAAAAAUCUUUUGGCGAUACACAUCAGAAGGAAACAUAUAAAGGAAACCAGAAAAGUACCUAAGAAACAACCUAAAAGUCUGGUUUUCAUUUUUUGAGUUUCAAUUAUUACAUACGCUCAGUCUAUUGCGAAGUAUCCAAAUCUUGACUGGUUUAGAUUAGCAGAAAAACACAAAAAUUUGUUAGUAAAAGCAGAGAAAAUGGGUCCUAACUUUGGAGGCGCUCUGGGCUCGUGGAGGGACCUACUUUGGUACCUGUUAUUUGUACCUCGUAAAUAGAGUUCCUUGUUACUCGCUAUCCGGAAGCGGGGACUUCACUCAUUGUACAUUUCCAGAAAUUGUUUGACUUGAGUCCGUAUAGCUUUGGAAUCAAAUCCAGGGUAGCCUGAGCACUUUGACCAAGAUUUAAGAAUGGUUCGCUCGCAGCGUGCCCUGAGUGGUUACCGUCCAAACAUCAGCAAUGCUCUUGCUUCUAUUAGCUGAGAUGUAAUCUUGUCUGUCGCUGAAGGAGAAAGAGAUGAACUAAAUGAAAGCUCCGUCCAAAUUAAGUCGCGCUUAAGAGGCUAUUUAAGACACGCCGGUGGGUAUUAAUAUGUAAGUUCAGAGGAUCGUCUCCCAAGCAUCCGAAACGGUAUUGAAGUACCAACAUUCAUGGAAAACUAGCAAUAGUAAUAAAUAGAUUGGGUCGGUGGUGCAGUACUUAGUGGCCCUGAUUGUUUGGUCGAGGGUCGUGGGUUCGACUCCCAUAUUGAGAAAACAUUUGUGUGAUGAACAGACGUGUUUGCUCUGUGUCUGGGUUUUUAAUAUCUAUAUAUUUAUAAAUUUAAUCGCACUUAAGUACAUUUAGUAGGCAGCGGCUUGGCUCUGCCCCUGGCAUUGCUGACGUCCAUUAGCGACGGUGCCCACUUACCAUCAGGUGGGCCGUAUGCUCGUCUGCCUACAAAGGCAAUAAAAAAAUUAACUAUCUCUGGUUCUCAUAAGAAUCCUACUUGGGGCCAGAUGAUCGUCAGUGCAUCUCUCCUCACGGUUAUUUAAUAAUUAGCUUUAGCAAAGAUUGAUACACAUACUUAUAUACGUCUAAAUAUAUAAAUAGAUAGAUAUUAACUAAUAUACCUUAUACACAGAUAUCUAACAGCAUCUAAGCUAAGAAGUGCUUGUUAGUUUUUUUUAGUCGAUUACAACAUUAUUCAAAUUCAAGGCAAGAUCAAUAUUUUGAAAUAAAUAAUUAAAACAUGUUCCCGUGCGAGAUUCCAUAACGUCCCUUAAUUUUUUUUUUAUUACUAUCACGAGACGUAGAGUUUGGAACCUAUUUCGUACAAAUAACACUCGCAUUGAUAUAAGCGUAUAGGCUGUGUGCUCUGUUCAUCGGUAGCCAAAAAAAAAAAACUGUAUUACCUACUUUUAUUUUUGUAAUGUUUUCAUUAAAAAGUUUGGUUUCCGAAGUUUAUGUGUAUAGAUUAAUUAUUAUUAAAUUUGUUAUCAAUUAUGGAUUCAUUAAAGUUUUAAUUAUUUUAUGAUUUUAUUAUAAUAAUAAUUACUUUUACGGUUCAACGUCGCGGUUAAUAAUUUUCUUUUCAUAUAUAAUUCCGACGUUUCAAAUACUUUACAGUUUCCUAGGUCACGGAUGACUCGAAUGUUAUUGACAUGUCAAUAUUGUGAUAACUAGUCUAGCAUUUUAAAUUGAAAGCGAAAUCCAACCGUGAAAUUAAUUUUAACUAUGUUUAAGAUUUACGAAAACCGAAGAAAAUAGUAUAUUUUAUGAUUAAUGAUUUAUCUUGUUGAUAUGUGUAAGAAUU
Messenger RNA from Bombyx mandarina (wild silkworm), 3851 nucleotides. RefSeq lists its product as uncharacterized. Gene Ontology annotation, molecular function: RNA polymerase II cis-regulatory region sequence-specific DNA binding; DNA-binding transcription repressor activity, RNA polymerase II-specific. Gene Ontology annotation, biological process: regulation of transcription by RNA polymerase II. NCBI's taxonomy places the organism in Eukaryota, Metazoa, Arthropoda, Insecta, Lepidoptera, Bombycidae. Gene Ontology annotation, cellular component: nucleoplasm. The record is from RefSeq and is a predicted model, not a curated record.